Messenger RNA from Sebastes umbrosus (honeycomb rockfish), 3745 nucleotides. It is a transcript of the gene klhl8, whose product is annotated as kelch-like family member 8. Gene Ontology annotation, molecular function: protein binding. The record is from RefSeq and is a predicted model, not a curated record. The transcript has 12 exons. The coding region runs from base 136 to 1980 and encodes 614 amino acids. Lineage: Eukaryota; Metazoa; Chordata; Actinopteri; Perciformes; Sebastidae.
CUGCCUUAAAAACUACAAUACCCAUGAUGCACCUGGUGAAAUCACAACAAACGUGCCAAUGCCAAACAUUUCGCUCAAUGAAGCCGGCAUCUUAAUUCUUCCUGCGACAUGAGGUGUUGUUACCUGUAGCCAGCUAUGGGACCAGGGGAUGUGGUGCCAGACCAUGCCAAGCAGCUGAAGCCCAAGGAGAAGCGGCCUGCAAACAGGGCAUUGAAAGCAGACUGUGAGCCUGAUGGGUCCUUUGUCUUUGAGGCUCAUGAGGCUUGGAAGGACUUCCAUAACUCCCUCAGGCAUUUCUAUGAAGUAGGAGAGCUCUGCGACGUUACACUGAAGGUUGGCAGUAGGUUGAUACCAUGCCACAAGCUAGUGCUGGCUUGUGUUAUCCCUUACUUCAGGGCCAUGUUCCUGUCAGAGAUGUCCGAGGCUAAGCAGGAACUGAUAGAGAUCAAGGACUUUGAUGGUGAUGCCAUCCAGGACUUGGUGCAUUUUGCCUACUCCUCCAAGCUCACAUUAACUGUGGACAAUGUCCAGCCACUGCUUUAUGCUGCCUGCAUCCUUCAGGUGGAGUUGGUGGCGAGAGCCUGCUGCGAGUACAUGAAGGCCCACUUUCACCCCACCAACUGUCUGGCAGUCCGUACCUUUGCUGAGAGCCACAAUCGUGUGGACCUGAUGGACAUGGCUGACCGCUAUGCCUGCGAACACUUCACUGAGGUAGUGGACUGUGAGGACUUUACAUGCGUGUCUCCCCAGCACUUGCGCACGUUAUUGUCCUCCAGCGAGCUCAAUAUCCACUCAGAAACACAGGUGUACAACGCAGCAGUGAAAUGGCUGAAAGCAAACCCACAGCACCACGAGGCCUGGCUGGACCAGAUCAUGUCUCAGGUGCGCCUCCCCCUGCUCCCUGUAGAGUUCCUGACUGGAACAGUGGCGAAGGACGAGAUGAUUAAAGGUAACCUGAGUUGUCGCGACCUGAUGGACGAAGCCAGGAACUACCACCUGCACCUCAGCAACAAAGUGGUGCUGGACUUUGAGUAUUCAGUCCGUACCAUACCCCGGAAGCACACUGCAGGGGUUUUGUUCUGUGUGGGUGGCCGCGGGGGUUCCGGUGACCCAUUUCGCAGCAUCGAGUGCUACUCCAUCACUAAGAACAGCUGGUUCUUCGGUCCUGAAAUGAACAGCAGACGGCGUCACGUGGGUGUAAUAUCUGUAGGAGGCAAGGUUUAUGCUGUCGGGGGCCAUGAUGGUAACGAACACUUAGGCAACAUGGAGAUGUUUGACCCCCUCACCAACAAGUGGAUGAUGAAAGCCUCAAUGAACACCAAGAGGAGGGGUAUAGCCCUAGCAGCUCUUGGUGGUCCUAUCUAUGCCAUUGGCGGUCUGGAUGACAACUCCUGCUUCAACGAUGUGGAGCGCUACGACAUCGAAAGUGACUGCUGGAGCGCUGUGGCUCCGAUGAACACACCCAGAGGAGGAGUAGGAUCUGUGGCGUUGGGGAGUUUCGUGUACGCAGUGGGAGGCAACGACGGCGUGGCGUCACUGUCCAGUGUGGAGCGGUUUAACCCACAUCUCAACAAGUGGACGGAGAUCAGCGAGAUGGGCCAGCGACGGGCUGGAAAUGGAGUCAGCAAACUCAAUGGCUGCCUCUAUGUAGUGGGUGGUUUUGAUGACAAUUCACCCCUGAGCUCUGUAGAGCGCUUUGACCCACGAAUGCACCACUGGGAGUACGUGUCUGAGCUGACCACCCCACGUGGGGGAGUCGGGGUAGCCACUGUAAUGGGAAGAGUGUUCGCAGUCGGGGGUCACAAUGGGAAUAUCUACCUGAACACAGUGGAGGCUUUUGAGCCUCGAAUGAACAGAUGGGAGCUGGUGGGUUCAGUGUCUCACUGCCGUGCCGGAGCCGGAGUGGCUGUCUGCUCGUCUCACGUCAGCCAGAUCAGGGACGUCGGCCAGGGCUCCAGCAACGUGGCCAACUGCAUGUGACCGCCGCUCCACUCGUUACCAGGUGACCGACUGACUGUCAGGUCACCAUCAGAUCUGAUCACUGCACAAGCACACAACACAAAGCACACAGACAGUGACGGAGCGAUUACGGUCGCCACUGUCUGAACAUCAGCCUUAAUCAGUUUUAGGCUGAUGUUCAGUUUGCACUCAGUGAUCGAGGAAUAUUAGGGAGGUUCUACUGACUUGAAGUGCACAGCUGACAAAUCUGAAGUCUUCUCUGACAAAAUCACAGAUUCAAGACAUUAUUUCUUGACUCCUGCUGGUGUUAUUUGAUAUCAGUGAUGUAGUAUUUUGUACUGUAUUUUCUUCUGUUUGACUGCCUUGACAUAGUUUUGACUUUUUUAAGGGAACAUAGUGGCUGAGCCCAUUAGUAUUUAAUACUAACGUCUCCAGAAUGAGAGGUGAGUUUGGAUUCAGAACUAAUAGUUUAACUGCACAUUAUGAAUGUGGACUGUAUAGUAGGCCAGUAUGAAUGCAUUUCAAAGGUCUCUUCUUCAAGACUGUCUCUGGUUUACUCGCUGGUCCUGCAGUCUUUUUCAUGACCCACAGAGAUAUGACAAAUCAGUAAUUUGAAAUUUGCAGUGCAGCGUGUGCAGUUAAAACGUUAUCAUUUUCAUCAGUCAAUCUGAAAUAUAAUGUUAAGAUGUCAAAUACAUUUACAAGAUUCCUUUGAUCUUAUGCUAGGUUAAGUGAAAGCAUCUGUUUGAGCAGUUAGAAUAAUUCUGAAUGCACCUUUUAAAAAGUCUAUCAGUAAGCUGGAUCAUAUUGUAACAAUUGUAGCUGGGAUUUACCUGUAAUUGUGUUUGAACAAUCAUUUAAGGCCGAUUGAGACAAAUCAGUCACUGGGUAAGAGGGGAAGGUUUCGACGAAUUUAACUGCUGCAAGUGCCAAACACAAAAAAACAGCCAUUCUAGGAAGCUGAAGAUGCAAAUCUGGUUCAACGCCUGCUGAAUCCUGAGUGGCCACCUUUACCUCGACCUCAGAAUAGAGAAAGAUUUGAUGAUAUACCUGAGAGUCAAGGACUGAUCAGAGCAAUACGGUGCACCGCUCCGGUUAUUUUUCAAUUUUAUUGUAUAGAGAUCUGUUCAAACUGAAAGGGACAGAUUCAAAUUCAAGAUUUGUGUUUGAUGAUAGCUGGACUGUCAGAAAUCCUAAUCAGAGUGCUUUCAGAUGUGUACGAGAUGCAGCUGAGGUUUGUCUCUGCAGAUUGGUUGCGUUAUAUUUUAAUAUAUGGACAUUUUUGUAUAAUAAAAUACGUGUAUCUUUGGUAUUAUCCUUUACUACACUAUCUAAUCCAUUGCUGUGCACUAUUUUCCUAGAAUAGAUGUGAAGUCCGAGUAUAUUUUUGUCCUAAAUGGAGAAUUUCAUGUUCUAAGUUUGAAGAUGUUUAUUUGACACCCAAAUCUACGGAAAAUUUAAUGAUUUUUUGGCAACUUUUUUCUCACAAUAGGUUUACAGAGUGAUGACUUUGAAACAGCUAUAUACAGUUAUAACAGAAAUAUACAUAUUGUUGCACAGUUUGUGUCCUGCCGGUGUUAAUUUUAGUGCAUAUUAUCAACCAGGUACAUCAUUUCUACACAAAAACUGAAAAAAAACGUGUCCCCAACUUUUUUAGCAAAUGAGCCAGAAACUUUUGUAAGUCUUUUGUAAACUUUACUGUUCUUUGUGUUGUUCUUCCUCCUUGUGCUUUUUAUUUACAUGGUAUUGGUAUAAAUUGGUACAAUAAAUUUAUGUGUAAAGUUUA